GGCUGCGGGGGAGAGGGUCCUGCGGCCGCCCCGCCUAGGAGGGGCUUGUAGGCUGCCCGGGAAGGGGCCGGGGGAAAGGGAGCUGCCGGUAGUGCUGGGCGGUGCCGGCGGUCGCCGGGGCAGGCGGAGUGACUGACAGAGCGCUCCGGGGCUGGGGCUGCGCUGGGCUGGCGGCGGGCGGCGCUUCCCGGCCCUCCCUGGCGGCCGAGCCCGACAGCGCCGAUCAGAAAAUGGGGGUGGACGGCGGGCGGGGGGAGCGAUGCGUCCUCGGCUCUCGAUCUCCUAAAAUGGCGCUGAGGAGCUGGGCCCACUCGUUCUGGAGUUCUGGAGGCAGCUGAGGAGGCUGCGCCUGUCGCGAUGAACUCCGAAAAAAAUGAACCUUAUUUCCGUCGGUCCGGCUGUGGCGGGAGUUUGGCGGCAGCAGCUUCGUGUUCUCUGUGAAAUGUGAGUUUUAACGGAGCGCUCCAGCUGCGGGUUUUGCCGACUCAUGUUCUGUCUGCGGGUCAGGCCGCAGCUCAGAGACCCUCCCUGUCUGCGGGCCGGGACUUCGGCGGCCAAGUGAACUACAUCUUCAGAAAGAAAGAAAUGGAUGGGAUGGAUGAAACAUCUAAAAGAAUCCUAGAGCCAUACCAGUAUUUGCUUCAACUACCAGGUAAGCAAGUGAGAACCAAACUGUCACAGGCCUUUAAUCACUGGCUGAAUGUUCCGGAAGAUAAAAUACAGGUUAUCAUUGAAGUGACAGAGAUGUUGCACAAUGCAAGCCUCCUUGUGGAUGAUAUUGAAGAUAACUCAAAGCUACGACGAGGCUUUCCAGUGGCACACAGUAUCUAUGGAAUUCCAUCUGUAAUCAACUGUGCUAAUUAUGUUUAUUUUCUUGGCUUAGAGAAGGUUUUAACCCUUGAUCAUCCAGAUGCUGUUAAAGUUUUUACUCGUCAACUUCUGGAACUCCAUAAAGGUCAAGGCUUGGAUAUUUACUGGAGGGAUACGUACACCUGUCCUACAGAGGCUGAGUAUAAAGCCAUGGUACUGCAAAAGACAGGAGGUCUCUUCGGAUUAGCUGUAGGCCUCAUGCAGCUCUUCUCAAAUUAUAAAAAGGACUUAAAGCCGCUCCUUAACACACUUGGUCUCUUCUUCCAAAUAAGAGAUGACUAUGCCAACUUGCACUCCAAAGAAUAUAGCGAGAACAAGAGCUUUUGUGAAGACUUAACUGAGGGCAAGUUCUCAUUCCCAACCAUUCAUGCAAUUUGGUCAAGACCUGAAAGUACUCAGGUGCAAAACAUUUUACGUCAAAGGACGGAGAACAUAGAUAUAAAAAAAUACUGUGUACAUUACCUUGAAAAUGUUGGUUCCUUUGAGUACACUCGGAAUACAUUGAAAGAGCUUGAAUCUGAAGCCUAUAAGCAAAUUGAAUCACUUGGGGGAAACCCUGAGCUUGUAGCACUAGUUCAACAGCUGAGCAAAAUGUUCAAAGAAACGGAAAAUUAAGAAAUUGACUUCUGUGUGUCUUUUGAAAAUGGGAGAAUAACCAGAUGGAGAGUUGUGAUAAUCAGUCUUGUGUAAAACUUCCUCUUGUAGCCAUGUUACAGAAAUUACUGUUAAAAAUAACUAGUCAUUGAGUUUUGAAAUAUAUACCUUAUUAUCUCUAAAGUCUUAACUGUAACUGCUUACAGUUGAUUUUGUUGAAGCAGAUGUACUAGAACUAAAACAUGUUUUGAACCUAAGUGUAAUAGUCUUGACAGAAUCACAGGCAUUAUUUCAUACCUAAAACUCUCAUGCCCCUAACCAGGCUAUGAAAGGAUUUUGGUUGAAAUUCUGUGUUAAAUUAAAUCAAAGGUUAACAUGUAUAUAAAUUAUAUAACAUGUAUAUAAAUUAUAUAACAUGCAUAUAAAUUAAAUCAUAGGUUGACAUGUAUAUAUUAUGCAUUUUAAACAAUGCUUUUGUAAACCAAAAUUUGUGUUAAAAAAAAGACGGUACUUCAACCACAAUGCACAUAACAUUGUGUGAUAUUUCUAAGUUUGACUUGUGAAGAUCAGGGGGAUCAGUUUACUAUGUCCGAGGUUGAAUAUCCUAUCCAGCCUCUGUGGAUAUUUUCAGGGGAAUGUGAAUUAUGAAAGAUACUAUUUCAUAUGCAAAUAAGACAUGCUCAGUCUGAAAUUGUGACUUGAUAAAGAUUUUGCAGUACCUUAGAGAAAAGAUUUCAUCACAUCAACAGAGUGUAAAUUUGCUGCUGAUUCCAGCUCUGUAGUGAGUAAUUUUGCUCACCUGGUUUUAGAUUUUAAAAUUGUCAAGCAUUCUAUAGCCAGAAACUUAAAUCUGUGCAUUAGAGCUCAUAUAUGUAAGUGCAAAUAGCAACGUAAUGAGCUGCUAUUAGAAAUGGAAAGGGAUUCAUUCCAGGUAACUUUAGGACACCAUAAUUGGUGCUGGUCUCUUUAAUCUCUGCUUAUAAUUGAGGGGCUCCUCCAAGACUUUAUUCAUAAUUCAUAUUUCAUUCCUAUCCUGAAUUGCUGUCUAGAGGCAUGUUCUGUAUCUCUUCAAAGAGACAAGAGCUGUAAUUUUUUUCUUAAAACAAAGUACAGUAUCUUGUUUUACAAGCUACAAUACCACUUCAGUUUUGUUAAUUGCUUAAACAGAGCUUUAAAAUUAUAGACAUACCAAAAUAGAACUGGGACUGAGAGCAAGAUUUAGGGGUAGGGCUGAUAAGUAACUAAGUUCUCUGCUCAGAGAUAUAUAUAAAGUAUAAAAAUAUAUAUAUAUAUAUAUAUAUAUGUUAAUAAAAUGUAAGCAGAUAUGUUUGGUUUUUUUCUUGCCUGGACUGGCUUUAAUCAGGUUCAGUUCCCUUAGUAUUCACAGGUAUAUUAAGCUUUGCCUUGGGGUAGGAAGGUAAUGGUUUGGAUCAAAGGUAGGACUGGUGCUAUAAGCUGUGGUGUUAGCUCAAGCAUAGUCUGAAAUGGACAGAGGUGCUUGGCUUCUGAUGGCUAAAGGAUAGUUUUAUGCAGGUGUUCAUUUAUUGCACCUGGAAAACAGGGAGAGCUAUGAUCUCGGCCCACUGAGAAAACUAACUGAAGAAGGUUGCUGUAAUGUCUUUCCUGGGCAGCCUUAAUAUCUUUCUGAAAGUGAUCAAACAUGGCAAAAUUGGGGAUGACUGCUUUCAGGCUGAAAUAUUAUGUAGUUAUGGAUGAUAGCCUGUCCCUUUCAUCUGCAUGCUGAGGAGAAAUCUUUGAUUAGACACUGAAUAAUAGGCUUUUCAGUGAAUGGAAUUGGUUGUGAGGACUGAAUAGCUUAAAGUUGGUGAAAGGUGUCUUUAAUGUUAAUCAAAGAGAAUUGUUAUUCCUUUUUCAUAACUUGCAGUGCUUAGUAAGCCUGUAAGUUUUUAAUGUGUUAUGUGAAAAUACUAUCUGCAGCAAAUUACAUUUAUUUUGUGCCAUGUCUUGGAAGUUUCUAAGCACUGUUGCAGUUAAUGUUGAAUAGGGGAAAGCAUUGAAAAGAUUAUUGUUGUCAGGAGAAUCUCCUAGUCUUACUGUGAAAUGUAUCCUUGUGCCUGUUGGGAUAUUGUUACUGCAACACAAUGCAAAGUGCACUUAGUGCCAUUUCAUUUCUGUUCUGUUGCUGGAUGUAAACAGUUCUGUACAAUCAGACUUCCAUAAUGAAGUAGCUUUUCUUACUGUUUGUAUAAAGCUUUUCUACCAUCUGAGAUUUCUGCUAUGUCAUUGCUCCUUUUUUUCAUUCUGGCAAUUCACCCCAGUAUUUAUUCUAAUUCUCUAUCUUGUGGCAUGUGCCUUCAUUAGGAGUAGGUACAUAGCUGUUUUCCAGUUGCACACCAUUUAAACCACGAAUGGGUAAGAAGGGAACAGUUGGUCCAGCUUUCUUUUCCCAGGUUACAAGAGGCCAUGCAGCUCCCUCUUCUGCCUUCAAGGCGUUUGAUGUCAGCAUUCAAAGCAUAUGAUGAAGGCAUAUCUGGAAAGGCCCACAUCGUUGCUCUUCACUUAGGUUAGGAUAAACAGGAUUGUGAGAGCUGUUCUUGAUGUAUUCAGGAGUCAGAAGAGGCUGGGAUAUUUCCCCUUCAUCUGUUAAGAUGGUAGAGCAUCUUUAAGUACUAAAUGCCAGUAGAAAUGAUGUCUCUUAGUCAAGGUAGAUUUUAUAUUUGGUGCCGUAAGAUCAGUCUGCGCAUUUCCAUCGAUAUCCUCCAAGGUUAUCACUGGUUAAGUGUUAACUUAACGAUGUUUUCACUAUUAAGUGAUGCUCCUGAGGUUAAGUAGUGUUAAGAAAAACCCUUCUUUAAAGCAGCAUGGGAGUUCUUGUGACUGCACAGUUGUGUGAGUGCCCCUCUGUUGCUAUGCCUCCCACAACACAGGGAGUAGGGAUUUUUCCUGAUCUUCAUAAAAUAUGCACUGUUGUAGAAUGGCAAUCCAAGUUGCAAGUGGAGAUGCCCACGGGGAAACAAAGGGGAUGCUGGUUUCAAUGUCAGUCCCUUUGAGCCAGAAUCAUUCCCCUUAUCUUCCUACCAUUGCCAGCAAGUUGCACUUUGAUCAGGUUAUCAGUGCAUUUCCUGGGGAUUUAGUUCUUGCAGUUCAUAUUAAGAGAAAUGCAAAUACUCAUCAGUCUGGAGCAUUGCCCACUACCUCAGUCUGUUUUCUGAUUUUGUGCUUGCUUGGAUGUAAAUGAGUACUGUCAUCUGUCUUAGAGUAGCCAGCCAUUGGAUGGGACAUCUCUGUCUUUGCUUUUUCGUAGGCUUAUGUUUAUACAUAUACCCCAUCAAUUAUGAUGAAAAUUGCAUCAUGUUAAAACCUUCUUGAGAAGAUAGCUUUCUCCUCUCCUUUUGAACUCAGGCUGUUCAGGUACCCACUCAGAGCAAAUUUGUAUGUAUCAGCCAGUUCUUGAUAUAAACAAUGCAGAAAUGUUAAUGGGAAAAAAACUGUUGGCUGUUCUUCAUUUCUGUUUUUUUGUUAAUUUUGCUAAUCUGGCUGCAUGUGCUAUAGAAAUUUCCUAUAUUAAUGGCUGUUUUCCUCAAUUAUUGUUAAAAUGCUAGUAAGGUAUAAAAAUGUGGUGUUUGUGAGAUGGUUUGCAUUUCUAAUGUAAAAAUUGGUUUGAACUUUAAUACACCUUUACCACUGAAUUGCACCAGGCUUUUAUUCAUGUGCAAGAGCCAUGUGGGCAUCUGUUGCUCUUCUUUGUCCCAUCUUCAUCAUUUUACAUUUCAGGUUUGGUAUUUACUAUGCUCUUUGUAUUAUUUGCCCAGUACUUCCACUGUAAUUCUUCUUUCAGCUAUAUUUCUAUUCUGCUGUUAAUACCAAGCACACAUAAUACCAUCAAACUCAGUUUUGAUCCUGGACAAACAUACUAGUCUGGGACUACUUUUGAAAUGUUGAAUCUUGGCUCAUAAUUUGUCUUCACAAAAGUAAUCCAAGAUUGAUCCAAGAUUUUCUGCAACCUUGAAAUGCCUGAAACUUUUUUCCAGGAAGCUGAAGCCUGUAACAUCUUAUAUGACCAUAAAUUAUUUUUGUCUCAUAUAGGUUGAGCUACUUUCCUUGCCCUACCUGUUUGCUUUCAAGAUCCAUUUUGCUUUGGUGGUAAUGCCUGUUAGGUCUUUUUAUGAAUGAGCUUAACUAACUAGCCCUGCGGGAGGGAAGUUAAUUUUUGUCCAGGUUAAUGAAUUAUCCCACUCAGCAAGAGCCUGAUGAAUGCCAGAGCUGGCAGGUGGACAAAGGCCAAGGAAAGGAUUUCAGAAUAAGAAAACUCAUUUUGGCCUCCUAAGGCUGCCUCAUGUAAUUUUGCCUUCUUUUACAGAAUUUACUUGGCUUAGUUAGGAAAAGCUAAAGUGUGUGGUUAGUUUCCCUGAGCAUCCCAAACAGACUGUGAGAGAUACUUAAGUUAAAAAUUAUUUAUUCUGACAAUUAUUUAUGUAAUUUGCAUAUAUCAUCUAAAGAUUUUAUUAAAGGUACAGAUAAAACAGA
Agelaius phoeniceus (red-winged blackbird) is the source of this 5952-nucleotide messenger RNA. It is a transcript of the gene GGPS1, whose product is annotated as geranylgeranyl diphosphate synthase 1. Gene Ontology annotation, molecular function: prenyltransferase activity. Lineage: Eukaryota; Metazoa; Chordata; Aves; Passeriformes; Icteridae. Gene Ontology annotation, biological process: isoprenoid biosynthetic process. The record is from RefSeq and is a predicted model, not a curated record.